Messenger RNA from Triplophysa rosa, 3436 nucleotides. RefSeq names its product leucine, glutamate and lysine rich 1 (gene lekr1). The record is from RefSeq and is a predicted model, not a curated record. The transcript is spliced from 13 exons. Lineage: Eukaryota; Metazoa; Chordata; Actinopteri; Cypriniformes; Nemacheilidae. Bases 626 to 2656 code for a protein of 676 amino acids.
AAGCACACGCACACACACACUUGUCAUUUCGUCAAUGUUCUAUUUACACUACACACUUCCCCACACACCAUAGCGUGCCUGGUUAACUCUAUAAACGCAAGCCUCCCAGUCCCACGGGCAUUGCCGUUAGUGGUUGCAUCUCGGUUACAACACGUCCAACCAGCUGCUUAAUAAAUAAUUAAUAAACGCAAUUAUUAAUAUUUGUUAAGGACUAUAAUAACAACAAUUAUUUAACACUAUUUAAUCUUAAACAUGACCACUCCAUUGUUCAAUAAAACGAGACUCGUUACAUGGACACAAUUCUGACACAAUGGUUCAACUAUUUAUUGUGGCGAGACCAUUGGUUUUACUACAAUGAAACGAGGAGAAUCUAAUAAACCAUGUUUAAUUUUCGUGACUCUUUACGUAAACCAUCUGUUCUAUUUCGAUCACACGCGUCAUACCGUUCUGAAAGGUUCUACGCUAUUUGCGUAAACACAACGUUGAUACCAUGGAGACUGCGUAACGCUUUAAUUACCACUCACGUUUCACUCGGCGUGCUGGACCGAGUAGACUACAGCCUGUGAGGUGUAUUUGUUUACACUACAGGGAUUGAACUAUUUUUUGGUAGUAAACCGAUAAAACAAUGGAGGAGACACCCAGGGAGCGAGCUGAUAAAGAGGAAAUGGAUAUACACAUCCCCUCUUACCCCCUACCUCAAGAAAUACAGCAGAUGGAUCAAUCAGAGAAGGCCUGCCGGUACUGUGGCGUGAGUUAUUUGAUACUGCACGAGUUCCAGCGUCUGCAGGAACGUCUGCAGGAAGUGGAGAGAGAGCUGGAGAGAGCGAGAGGGAGUGUGGAGAGAGAGAGGGCUGUGAGAGAGGAGCUCCGGCAAGCCUUCGAUCAUCUGGAGGAGAUGAAAGCAGCGGUGCUUCAGCAGGAGGAAACCACAAGGGCCCUUGACCUGCAGCUGUGCGUGGUCAGGCAUGAGAUGGAGAGCGUGAGGACAGACAAAGAGAGAGUGUGUACGGAGCUGGAAAAUGAGCACGCUCGCCGCCUGCACCUGAGAUGGAGGUGUGAACAGCAGCAGCAGGUUCUCGGGGAAGCUCUGGCCCUGCUGAAGUCGUCUCGUGGGGAGAUGAUGUCCAUUAAGAGCCGCUUUACACACUUCCAGGAGAACUGGGAGGACAGCAAAGCACUGAUACAGCAGAGUUGCAUCAGUGCUGACGCCGAGUUUAAGCGCCAGCAACAGAAAGCUGAUGGUGUGGAGGCGGAGCUUAACAGGCUGCAGGGGGAGGUGCCAAAUUUGACAACGUGUCUUGAUGCAGCACAAGAACAGAUUUUGCAGUUGGACAGCCAGGUCCAGACCCAGAAGCUACUGCAGAAUGAAAACCAGGAGGCCUGGUCUCUCAUACAGGGCCUGAGGGAGGAGAUGAAGACUCUGAAUGAAGAUCUCCAGAACAACAUGCAUGAACGAGAGCAUGUAAAGGAACUCCUGGAGACAAAGUCCGCCGAGAAGGAGGAACUCCAAGAGCUGUGGAGCCAACAGGCCAGAGACCAGAAAGCCACCAUGGAGAGGCUGUCCCGAGACUUGAGGGAAAAAGAGGAGAGCUGGUUGUCAUGUCAACAGCGAUGCGAGUCCCUGAAGGAGCAGCUGUUGGCGUGGCAACAGAAAGAGGAGGAGGUGACCCGUAGACUGGAGCAGGCGGAGGCCGAGCUGAAGGACCUGAGAGUGGCCCGAUCCACUCUACAGCAGGAGAGGAAGGAGUUGAGGAGGAUUCAUGUGGGAGAACUAGAGAGAUUGGAGGAGAGCUUUAGAACAAGACUGGAAGCUGCAGAAGAACACAAUUCAAAGAUGGAGGCCUGUCUGGAGCAGAAACAAGCUGAACAGGUGAAACAGCUGAAGCAGUUAGAGAUGGAGUUAAGAAGAGAAGCAGUUAUAGAAUUGGACAUCCAAAGACAGAAAAACCAGGAGCUGCUUCAAAAAUACCAGACUGAAAACCAGCAACUACAAAAGAAGAUCCCCGCUAUUAUACAUUCAGCCACACAGGAGCUACACGAGGAGAUAGCAGUGCUGCAGGAACGCAUGGAGAAGCAGGGAGAAGCUCGUGAGAGCGCCUCCCAAAGGGAACAACAGGUACUGCAAGUGCAGAGGGAAGGAGAAGCUCAGCUACAGUCUGCCCUGCAGGACCUGCAACAGGCUCAGAAACAAUUACAACAGUUUAGAGAAGAGAAAACAGCCCUAGAGAAAGAGUAUCUUCUGGAGGAGACAGUAAGGCGGGAAUGUGAGGAACGUGAAGAACUGACCUCAGCCCUCACCCUGGCCGGAGAACAGCUUCUUGACCUCAAACAUCUGUCAAUGAAACCCCGCGACACACAGACACACACCCGACCCUCUAGAUCGACACUCGCACACCCUGACCCUCCUACCUCCAAACACACCCCCAUUCUGCUCCAUCAUCACCCACGCAACCCCAGCACCCCACCCAGUCAAGGCACCAGACGUAAGAGUUUGGGUGAGUGGCAUUCUGGCAGUGUAAGCAGAAGUCUUGCAUCCUGGCAUGAAACAUCAAGGCCGGUAUCCACCCUGCCCAAAAUCAACAAAGAUAGAAUCCAUUUAGUGAAUGACUCAUGCAAAAAUAUCACCACCUUACUUAGCAGAAGGGACAAACUCUGAUUCACCUCUUAAAAAUUCUUCUCCAAAGGACCCUCCACCCUUUGUUGUUUUUAUACUGACCUCGUGAUAUUUUCUAUCCCCCACCCUAAAUGCAUCAUUAAACCUUCACAGAAACCUUUUUGCAUUUUUACAUUUUCAAAAAAGCAUCAUAAAGUAUGUUUAUAGAUCAGUUUCUCUCAUGGGGGCCGACACAGAACAUGUCGUGAAUUGGAGCAUGUUGUGGUGCCAAAAUCUUGUAGUUCAUUUUUAAGAUAUUAUUUUUGUGAUCAAACCACACUACCAUGUGCCAAUAAAGGUGGAUUUGUAUUGUUUUACAUUACUUAGAUUGACAGGAUGGUUCAACUGGGUUUGAAUUGCUGUUAUUUAAAAAAAUCCAAGAAAAAUCUAAAAAAGGGUUUUGGGUAUGCUUGUUUUACAUUGGACAUACUCACCAUGUUAACACAAACACACCCUUUUAGAUGCACCUUUGACCCGUGGCCUUUUAUCUGUGGAUAAGCUAUGAUCUCGCUCCACACUUCCUGUCAAUCUGACCUCUCUAUUCCUCUGUGCUUUGAAGUUGGAAAGUCUUUUAAAGUAGUGCCAAGCAGCGAGACCCUUUUACUUCUUGUGGUGUACAUGUAAGUACAUGUAAAGUAUUACUGUCAGACCAAACGAAACCAAGUUUAAAUUCUGUCUUGUUUGAUCUCUAAAAUAAAAUCUGUUCAGUCAGGCCUGGCAUGGGUUUGAAAGGCCCUGACCUGCCCUAUAGUGUCCGCAGAAUGAAAAAUAUUGUAGUUUUUU